CAGCGAUGCCAGAUGGUUGAAAACAACCAACUCAGUUCUUCAAUAUUGUGUGUUUGUGUUGUCGCAUUUUUAAACGUAUUAUUUGAUUUAAUCAAUGACGAUAUCAACGGAUGAUGCGUGGCAGGACUUAAUUGGCAUUAGUGCUGAUCCGCCCGACAUGCGCGAUAAAUGCGAGCAGUGCAAGCGACCCGUUGUUGUCUGCUGGUGCUCCGCCCUACCUCAGCCGCCGCUUGCGGUCGACUCCCAAAUUGUGAUACUUCAACAUCCUGCCGAGGAGAAGCGUUCCCUACGCACCGCCCACAUGCUGCAGCUGGGCUUGCAGCCGGGUAAAUGCGUCGUCUACAAGGGCAAGCGAUUCCCCAAUACGCGUCACAGUGCAGAACUACAGCAUCUGCUGGACUCACCGCAGACUCUGCUUCUGUAUCCCAGCAAAGAGUCGGUUCCCUUAGAGAACAUCGAUCGUAGCGCAGGACCCUACAAUCUUGUACUCAUCGAUGGCACCUGGCCUCAGGCAAAGGCCAUCUACGCUAGCAGUCCGGCACUGCAUCGUCUGCGGCAGGUCAAGCUCAUUGCAGUGGGUAUCAGCGACUACAUUAUUCGUACUCAGCCCACGGAGGGUUGCCUUAGCACGUUGGAGACGGCAGCGCAAUGUCUGGCGGUACUGGAAUCACAGCCAGAACUGCGUCAGCUGCUGGUGCGUCCGUUACAUGCGCUGUGCAAGUAUCAGCUGGAUAACGGCGCUGUCGAGCAUCAAUCUAAGGAGUUCCUUAUGAAAACUAAUCAAUAUCCUAAGCCCAUUGGCAAGCGAUUAAGUCGGUUGCUAAACUACAGCAAUGCGGUUCCUUUGGAGCAACAGUCGCAUAGUCAGGAGCGGGAUUCGUGAAACUU
This is a messenger RNA of Drosophila nasuta, 888 nucleotides long. RefSeq names its product DTW domain containing 2 (gene Dtwd2). The coding region runs from base 95 to 883 and encodes 262 amino acids. The record is from RefSeq and is a predicted model, not a curated record. The transcript is spliced from 2 exons. Lineage: Eukaryota; Metazoa; Arthropoda; Insecta; Diptera; Drosophilidae.